AUGGUUGCCUCCAUAACUGCCAAGGGUUCAUCGGAUAUGCACCCGCACCACGAUGGGCGCAGCCUACCUGUGGCUGAAGAGUUGGCUGCUGAGGCAAGGCUGCUCUUGAAAACCACCAGCAAGGCUUAUGACUCAAUCUUCGGAGUUGGCUCCAUGAGCUGCUCGGUCUAUGAUACAGCCUGGGUCUCACUUGUUAUGAAGACUGAAGAUGGUUCUUCUCGCUGGCUCUUCCCAGAAUCCUUCUACUACCUUCUCAGCACCCAAGCUUCUGAUGGAAGCUGGGGAGGCUCUGAUUCCCAAAUUGAUGGCAUCUUGAGCACUGCUGCCUCACUCUUGUCUCUUCUCAGGCAUUCCUCUGCUCCAUUGCAACUUUCUCAUAUCGAUAUGGAUAUCCUGAAGGAUCGUACUGCGAAGGCCGAGGUUUCGCUUCACUCCCAGCUGCGAUCGUGGUGCGUCGCAUCCACUGUUCACGUGGGGUUUGAGGUCAUUGUCCCAGCUCUUCUUGAACUGUUAAGCAAAGAGAAUCCGUCGCUGCAGUUCAGCUUUGCUGAGCGGAAGGAGCUCGAAAGGCUUAACGCGACUAAGCUUUCUCGCUUUAAGCCUGAGUAUCUUUACACAGAUCAUAAAUCAACUAUCAUUCACUCGCUAGAGGCAUUCAUAGGCAAGUUGGACUUUGACAAAGUCGCUCAUCACAAAGCCUAUGGAUCCAUGAUGGGAUCACCGUCAUCAACCUCCGCCUAUUUGAUGAACGCCUCACAAUGGGAUAAUGAGGCAGAGGAGUAUCUAAGGCAUGUGGUACAGCACGGCGAUGGGAAAGCUAAUGGGGGAGUACCAAGUGCAUUUCCGUCGACGUAUUUCGAAUACAGCUGGGUUCUAUCGACGUUGCUCACAUCUGGGUUUUCACCUGCGGAACUCGAGAGUACGGAGCUAAAACACAUGGCUGAGGUUCUUGGCCACGCUCUCAAGGAUGGGCAGGGCGUGAUUGGAUUUGCUCCACGCUUCAUGGCCGAUGUUGAUGAUACAGCAAAGACAUUGAUCUGCCUCAAACAACUUGGUGAGAAGGUGGACCCGGGAAAGAUGAUUGAAACGUUUGAGUCCCAGACACACUUCAAAACAUAUGAAUCCGAGAGGAAUCCAAGUUUCAGCGCCAAUUGCAACGCUCUGCUGGCGCUGCUCUAUCAAGAGGGUCCCCAACAGUAUUCGUCUCAAGUUUUCAAGAUGGUGGUAUAUCUUUGCGAUCAGUGGUGGACUGCAAUGAAUGAUAUCAAGGACAAGUGGAAUAUAUCGAAUCUGUAUCCAACGCUGCUCUUCGUCGAAGCAAUUAUCAAAUUGGUCGAUUUGAUGGAGCAAGGCAACUUUCCAGGUUUCUCCGACAAGUUGCUGCAGUCACGGGCUGCGGUGUGUCUCUACCAAGCAUGCUACAGAACACUACUCCAACAAAGUGCCGAUGGAUCCUGGAACGGCACUGCCGAGGAAACAUCUUAUGGAAUUAUCAUAUUAUCACACGCCCGAAGAUUAUUCCUCUUCAAUGACUUUCAUCUGCAGCUGGACACUGCAAUGGAUCGCGGCUCAAACGUUCUUCUAAAGUUGAACAAGAGAGCAAAAAGAUACACCGCAAAACGUCUCUGGAUUGAGAAGAUUGGCUACUUCUCUCCAGUGUUGUCCGAGACGUAUCGCCUAGCCGCCUUGAGAUCUAUCGUCGCUGCCCAAACAGAAUCCCACCUGGGCCACAGCCUUGCGGAAGAUAAAUCCGUGGUACCAAAACUGUCUCAGCUCUGGCUCCGCACGCCGCUUUUCUCAAAAGUGCCCGAGUGGGAGAUCCGCGCCUCUAUGAUUGAAGGUACUCUGUUCCGGCCGAUUGUGCGGGCGCUUCGUCUGAGUGUCUUCACGAGGAAGGGCGUGGAGGAAGACAAGUACUUUGAUGUGAUACCAUUGGCUUGGCCGACGUGCAACAAUCGCACCAGGACAUUCGCACCGUCAUGCUUCUUGUUCGAGGGAAUGAUGGCAGCGCUGCUAAACUACCAAGUCGACGAAUUCAUAGAAGCAAUUGCUGGUGUCAACUACGCUGACGACAUUCCGGAGCUUCGAAGGCUUAUUGACGAGGUCAUUAACUCGAUCAGUGAUCAAGCUGCCUCAGAGGACAAGACCGCAAACGGCCAUUCCAAGUACGCUUUGAACGGGGCGUUUAAUGGGAGCAAUGGGCAACUGGAUGUAGACACCGCUGUGCAUUCCAACGGGCAUCAUAACGGGGGGCGCAAUGGGCUUCCAGAUAGCAUCGAGAAGAUCAAACGCCAGGAGGUUCUCGUCCCAUUGAAAAAGUUCGUUACACGUGCUCUUACACACCCAGCCAUCCUCGCCGCCAGCCCCUGGGACCGGAAGAAUAUGACUUGCGAGCUCCGAAUUUAUCUUCAAACGCACGUUACCCAGAGCGAGGACAACGUGCUAUUGAAGGAAGGGCGGUUCAGCGAGGGUAUCAUGAGAGAGCACUUCUUUCGAUGGGUGCGUACAACCUCCGCGGACCAUACCUCAGCAACUUACACUUUCAAUUUCGUGAGUUGCCUGUUGAGCGCUUGGAACGAGGAAGGAUCCGAUUGCUUCGCAUCAACGCAAGAGAAAUACUUUGGUGCAGCAAUGUGCCAGCAUUUGGCGACCAUGUGUCGCAUGUACAACGACCACGGCUCCGCAGUUCGAGACUACGAUGAGCGAAAUCUGAACUCGAUUGACUUUCCGGAAUUCUGCGGAGUGGCAGGCGGCCCGGAGCGGACAAUCGAAUCAUUUACGAGGAGGAAGGAUGCACUGUUUGAGGUGGCACAGUACGAGCGCAGUUCGCUUGAAGAUGCGUUCCACCGUAUCUCGAAUCACGCAGCGGGCGAAGAAACACCAGCGCGGCGGGAGAGAAAGAGUCGUCAGAUGGAUAUUUGGUGGCUAUUUUAUAACGUUACCGAUCUCUUUGGACAGAUUUAUGUACUGCGAGAUAUUGGUAGUCGCUUGACCAUUUAG
Clonostachys byssicola is the source of this 3000-nucleotide messenger RNA. The record is from the annotation of a GenBank genome assembly. NCBI's taxonomy places the organism in Eukaryota, Fungi, Ascomycota, Sordariomycetes, Hypocreales, Bionectriaceae.